This is a messenger RNA of Camelus dromedarius (Arabian camel), 1558 nucleotides long. RefSeq names its product interleukin 24 (gene IL24). Bases 360 to 1172 code for a protein of 270 amino acids. The transcript is spliced from 5 exons. Lineage: Eukaryota; Metazoa; Chordata; Mammalia; Artiodactyla; Camelidae. The record is from RefSeq and is a predicted model, not a curated record.
GAGGGAGUGUAUGACCAGAACCUGCCAGCUGCACCCUUCUCCGGGCGCCAGGAUUAAUCCCGUGGCUCGCUUCUGAGGAUGAGUCAGAGGUGGCCUUCUCCUGGGGGAGGGGACAAGACCUGCCCACGUGUGCCCUGUGACUUAAGGGCAGGACUCAGACAAGCAAAUGCUCGUUAAGCUCUCUAUUCUCCGGAGUUUGGGGCUCUGUCUGUGUGUUCUUUGGCAUGUGAUGAGUCCCCAUUUCUUCACUCUUUUUGGUCAAAUUCUGACUAGCAAGUUGUUGGCUAUAGACAAGUGUCCUGGAGCAAGGAAGGAGAUGCAGGGUGUGUGUGUGGCGUGGCUGGGCGUGGGUGGGGGCGAUGGGGGCAGAGAGUGAGUUAGCCAGAUUGGUAGGUAUGAGAUUGAGGGGAAGAAAGACCCUUGCCCCACCCCAGAGCACCCCAGUCAGGCCAUGCGUUUGUGACAUUCUAACACUGGGAACCCACCCUAGUCUCAGGUUUCCCAUCCUGUGUCCCCGAGGCUGGACGAGGCAGAGUACCCCUCCUGGGGCAGAGAGCUUGCCUCAGUGGGAUGCCUCCCUGUCUCCCAGCAGGAUCGUGCUGGUCCCUCCUUUGCAGCACAUGGGCUUCCCGGUGCACGCGGCUGCCCUUCCCCGCCUGAGUCUGAUCCUGCUUCUCUGGAGCUGCGGGCCCGGGGGCCAGAGCCAAGAAUUGCAGUUUGGGCCCUGUCGAGUGGAAGGGGUAGUUCUCCAGAAACUGUGGGAGGCCUUCCGGGCCGUGAAGGACAUUGUGCAAGCUCAGGAUAACAUCACGAGUGUCCGGCUGCUGCGGAAGGAGGUUCUGCAGAACGUCUCGGAGGCUGAAAGCUGCUACCUCAUCCACGCCCUGCUGAAGUUCUACUUGGACACCGUCUUUCGAAACUACCGCCGUAAGGCAGCAGAGUUCAGGAUCCUGAGGUCAUUGUCUACUCUGGCCAACAAUUUUAUUGUCAUCAUGUCAAAACUGCAACUCAGUCAGGAAAAUAAGAUGUUUUCCACCAGGGAAAGUGCACGCAAGAGGUUUCUGCUGUUCCAGCGAGCAUUUAAACAGUUGGACAGAGAAGCUGCUGUGACCAAAGCCUUUGGAGAAGUGGACAUUCUUUUGACCUGGAUGGAGAAAUUCCAACAGCUCUGAACGCCUCCACCAGGAUACCCUCCUUGGCCUCCGUGCCAUUUCAAACGAGCGUCCCUUUCUGUGAUUUUCGCUGGGCACCCUACACCCUUGACCAUGAAUCCCAUUCCGUUCCUGGCCCAGGCUUAUCCUCAAAGACUUCAUCCUUUAAGUUACAGGAGGUUCCCUCAGACGCUGUAAAUAUUCCACAAAGCAGAUUCCUGUAUUUAUUACAACUCUAUUUAACUCCUAUCAGUGUUUUAACUGAUGCCAUAUUUAUUUAUCAGACUGAAAGUUCUGUGAAGGCAUCAAGGACAGUGCCCCACGCUCCUCUCUUACCCUUCACAACCCUUGCCACCAUGUGGGGCAGUGAUGGAUGCUCCAUAAAUGCUUAAUAAACUGGAUUUAAA